Messenger RNA from Panicum virgatum (switchgrass), 1541 nucleotides. Its product is annotated as probable protein ABIL1. The record is from RefSeq and is a predicted model, not a curated record. Lineage: Eukaryota; Viridiplantae; Streptophyta; Magnoliopsida; Poales; Poaceae. The transcript is spliced from 9 exons. The coding region runs from base 311 to 1255 and encodes 314 amino acids.
GCCCGGGCCAAACAAAAAGCUAGCCGGCAACCACCAGUCCACCACCACCUCGUCCUCGUGUCCUCGUCACCACCUCACCCCACGCCACUACCUGCCCCCCGCCUCCACUCCCGCCGCCCCUGCACCGGGACGUCACCACUCGGCACCCCGGCAAGGCAAAGCGAGGGGAGCCGAGCGAGCGCAUCGCGUCGCGUGUUCCUUGCUUCGUCCUCACGUGCCGUGGCCCCUCCGCUUCCUCCUCGCCCGGCCGUACCUGUUCCUGUCCCCCCCACCGAGCGAGCCGCCGGCGUGUCGGUCGGGGGAGCUAGCGAUGCAGCACGAAGCGUGGCGGCCCGGCGCUGAGCCCGCCGGGGCGGGGGCGGGGGUGGGCCCUGCGCCCACCACCGUCGACGAGGCGUCCAUGGAGCGGAGCAAGAGCUUCGUCAAGGCGCUCCAGGAGCUCAAGAACCUGCGGCCGCAGCUCUACUCGGCCUCGGAGUACUGCGAGAAGUCCUACCUCCACAGCGAACAGAAGCAAAUGGUGCUGGACAACUUAAAAGAUUACGCUGUCAGGGCCCUUGUCAAUGCUGUCGACCACCUUGGCACAGUUGCUUACAAAUUGACAGACCUGUACGAGCAGCAGGCUUCAGAAAUCUCAACCCUCGAGUUGAAAGUAGCAUGCUUGAACCAGCAAGUCCUUACUUGCCAAACUUACACGGAUAAAGAAGGCCUUAGGCAACAGAAGAUGACGGGGGCUGCCAGAAGACUCCACAAACAUUACAUCGUACCAUAUGCGGGAAAUAAAAGAAUGCAAGCUUUUUCCGAGAUGCAAGGCAAUGCUGAUUUUGACAGAACACCAAGACCUUAUUCAUCAGCAAAGACCCUUCAGUGGCAUUUGGUUUCGGAGAAGAACUCCAAGACCAAUAGACCAGAUCAGUCUGAAUUCACCCUAGGAGAAACAAAAACCACUAAGCCUUCAUCAAGUGGCUUUGGCAAACUAGGCAAGGAACCAUCUGCAUCUCCCUUGUCCAAACAUGUGCAGUCCAACAUGACCAGCUUGGAUAUUGUUAGUGUCGGCGUGAAGGAUCAGCUCAAGACAAGGCCUUUGUCAUCAUUCAGUUCUUUUGACAACCCAAGGCAUUUGUCAUCUUUCAGUUCUUUUGACAACCCAAGAGGGCGUCAAAUCCAGAAGGCUCCGCUUCGCACAAGAAGUAUGUUAGCUGCUUUCUUUGUUAAGCACAGAUCAGCAAAAAUGAAAAAUGUCUCUGUUCGUUGAUCAACGACAAGCUGCAGUUUGGGACAUGGAAGAAACUAUGUAUACUUGUAGAUUGUAUUUGAAUCUUGUAUAUUAGUGCUCAAGACCUUUUCUGAUACCCUAUCAGUCUUCUCGCUUAAUGUCAUCUUGCUAAUGACCUAAAUGUAAUGAUUUAUAUGGAUAUACAGUAAUAGUUCUAUACCCUAGUGUCAUCUUACGGUCCAGAAAUUUACAGUGUAAUUGGAAUUUAUAAGGAGAUUCUUUUUUGCGAGAAAUAAAAGGUGCAUGGCUCAUCUGAUUAGUUGAA